Messenger RNA from Argentina anserina (silverweed cinquefoil), 2601 nucleotides. RefSeq names its product heat stress transcription factor A-7a. Bases 410 to 1498 code for a protein of 362 amino acids. The record is from RefSeq and is a predicted model, not a curated record. Gene Ontology annotation, molecular function: RNA polymerase II cis-regulatory region sequence-specific DNA binding; DNA-binding transcription factor activity. Gene Ontology annotation, cellular component: nucleus. Gene Ontology annotation, biological process: regulation of transcription by RNA polymerase II; cellular response to heat. The transcript has 2 exons. NCBI's taxonomy places the organism in Eukaryota, Viridiplantae, Streptophyta, Magnoliopsida, Rosales, Rosaceae.
UACCUGAAAUUAAGAAACACAGUACAACUUAAACAAAUGGAAAACACCAAUCAGGUAAUCAACUUAUUAAUCUAGAACUUUCUCAGUUUCCUUUCCCCAGUUUAACUUCGAGCCCAUGAGCCCAUGGCUUCUUUAUGUCUUUGACAAACUACCUACUAUAUAACCGCAUAAACGACUUUCCCAAAGGAGAAACCAGCACACCAAACUACCCCCAGCCUCCCUUUGCCCCCUUUCCUUUUCCACCUAAUCACUGCUUCCCCUCACUCAGAUUCACCUCAUCACCUGUCACCCAUUUCUGGGUUUCGGUCAAUUGCUACUGUUUCUUAUUACCAACCUCACCAAAUCGACUCUCAAUCUUUACACAAAUUGGGUAGCUGAAUUCAUAAACUUCUGCUCUAUUAUUGUAGUCAUGAAUUAUCUGUACCCGAUAAAGGAAGAGUACCCGGAUGUUGGCUCGAGCUCAACGCAGUACUGGAGCGGGGAUCCACUGGUGGUGGCUCCACCGCAGCCCAUGGAGGGUCUGAAUGACACGGGGCCGCCGCCGUUUCUGAACAAGACGUAUGACAUGGUGGACGACCCGAGUACUAAUCGGAUUGUCUCGUGGAGCAGAACAGGUGGGAGCUUUGUGGUUUGGGACCCUCAUUCGUUUGUGAUGAACCUCCUGCCUAGGUACUUCAAGCACAACAAUUUCUCCAGCUUUGUCAGGCAGCUCAACACUUACGGAUUUAGAAAGGUUGAUUCGGAUAGGUGGGAGUUUGCGAAUGAAGGAUUUUUAAGGAGUCAGAAGCAUCUACUAAAGAACAUUAGGAGAAGGAAGACACCUUCUCAGCCUAUUCCACCGCACCAAGCGAUAGGCCCUUGUGUGGAAGUAGGGCGGUUUGGGCUUGAUGGAGAACUUGACCGUCUGCGACGUGACAAGCAGGUUCUGAUGAUGGAAUUAGUGAAGCUUAGACAGCAGCAACAGAGUACUAAAGCUUGCCUUCAGGCCAUGGAACAAAAGCUACAAGGGACAGAGAGAAAGCAGCAACAAAUGAUGGCAUUCUUGGCCAGGGCAAUGCAGAACCCGGCUUUGGUGCAGCAGCUAGUCCAACAUAAGGAGAAACGGAAGGAGCUUGAAGACGUCGUGACUAAGAAAAGGAGGAGGCCGAUUGAUCAAGGCCCUAGUGGCUUUGGUGGCGGUGAAACUAACCGAAGGGGCAAAGGAAUUAGCCAUGUUAAGGCUGAGCCUCUUGAGUAUGGAGACGGCUAUUAUGAAAUGUCGGAGCUAGAAGCGCUUGCAAUGGAAAUGCAAGGAUUUGGUAAGUCAAGAAAGGAACCGGAUGAAGAUUCGGAGCCCCUGGAAAUUGGGGAUAAAGAGCUCGAUGAAGGUUUUUGGGAUGAACUAUUUAGCGAGAGAUUUGAAGGGGACCUAAGUACUCCAAGUGGUGAAAUUGGUGAUGACAAAGAUGUCAUUAUCUUGGCUGAUCGCUUAGGGUACUUAGGUUCAAGCCCAAAUUAGAGCAGCUUAACUUCUUCGGGAUUUCUUCUCCUCUGUUUGCUGCCUCACUGACCAUUUCUUCCGGGUAGGAGGCUAAGGCCUUCAAGAGUUGUUUCAUAGUUUUUCAUUCCUUCUCCCCUUCUCUUUCUCCCCCUUUCUCUCCUUAUUGUUCUCCAUCUUCUCCUCCUUCUCUUGCUUCUCCUCCUCCUUCUCCUCCUCCUUCCCCUCCUCUUUCUUUCUCCCUUUCACUUUGCAUUGCUAGAGUCUCUUCAAGUCUGUGCCAUUUGGCCAUAAAUGUCAUCUGCAAUUGUUUCUUGGUACUAUUGACAGGAUAGGGGGACUAGCGGCUGUUUUUCUGAAGAAACCAACUUUGUUCCUGGUGUUUCUAAGAAUGCGUUUAAUUGCUUAUUGUCUCCUUUUCACACCUAAUACUGCCAUUUCUUCUCUCUUUUAUCUUGGUUAGGUUGCAGGCAUUGCUUGGACAGAAUCUCUGCUAGUUUUUAUAAUUAUCUCCUCCAAGGUUCUGGUUUAUUUUCAUAUAUCUCGAACCAUUGUUCCAUGUAUUAUGCAUACAUCCAAUGCUUUAUUUCUCUCUUCCUGUUGUAAUCUUUUUCACUGGCCUCGUAAAUGAAUGUAGAUUGUUGAUUAUUCAGAAGCAGUUGAACUUGAAAAGGAGUAGCUGCAAGCUCCAAGAACCAUAAACAUAAUGUUGUUUAUGGAUGGUUACAAGUAAUCAUUGGUAGUUAUAAUUUAAUUUUCUGUUACUGAAUUGUGUUACUGUGUAUAGCAAGAUAUAAAGAAGUGUUACAUUUGUACCGUGUAGAUCAUUCGUGCGAAACUUGGUUCUCUCAGUCACUACAUCAGCUGCGGACUCCAAACUGGUACAGUAUGAAUCUUUUAAAACAUAACAUAAAAAUGUGCUCUUUACUAAUGAUGUCUUACAGAUGAAGACCUGGAACCAGAUACAAAACACAAGAUUGGUUGAAGUGCUUAAUAAGAAUCUAAUUCUACCAAAGGGCAACAAUUGUUAAAUUUUUGUAUAUAGUGAAUUGAAACUUUGUUCUGUAAGAUUAUGUAAACUAGCUGAGAUUCUUUAUGCAAGGUGGGGUAAUAAUGUGCAUCAG